GAUUUCGGGUUUAAGCCAUGCCUGUGCCAUGGCUAUGAUGCUUAUAUACUGGAUAUAGCGUCAUUGGAUUUUUACCAAAAGAGCUGCCGGACCCUUAUUUCAAUCUCCCUGCUCCUCUCGUCUUUCCGUAUUAUGAUGGGAGAUGUAUCCACUAAUAUGUACCAUUAAACUCGUGGCUCACUGUAGUAAGGAUGGCUGUUUGGAACAGAAGCAGCAGGGGUGAAGCAGGAUAUAAAGUGUUUACCUGCGGAACUUAGAAGUAUAACUAGAAGAUUCAGACAGCGUCAAAAGUUAUCAAGAUGCAGACGUCCGGGAUCCCCCACUUCCUCCACAGUGCUAAGGCACAGCUCCUGCUUGUUAAUUCCCUGACAUGUGGUCUCGAGGUAUGUUUGGCCGCAGGAGUCACUUUUGUUCCCCCUUUGUUGCUGGAGGCUGGAGUGGAAGAAAAGUUCAUGACUAUGGUAUUAGGUAUAGGUCCCAUCCUUGGCCUUUUAGUUGUGCACUUCAUAGGUUCUGCCAGCGACCGACUGAGGAGCCGAUUUGGCCGCCGCCGACCCUUUAUCUGGAUUCUGUGCCUAGGAGUAAUGUUAAGUCUGAUCAUUAUCCCAUAUUCUAAACAACUGGCAACAUUUACGGGAGGCGACUAUGCUGGAACACAGGUGGCUUUCCUCAUCCUUGGCAUUGGACUAUUGGAUUCCUGUGGACAGGUUUGCUUUACACCAUUGGAAGCCUUGCUCUCUGACCUGUUCCCAGAGGGAGAGGCCUGCAGCAAAGCAUUUUCAAUGUAUGCCCUGACUGUUGGCCUAGGUGCUUGCAUUGGAUACUUAUUGCCUUCUAUAAACUGGAAUGGCAGCUGGGUGGCACAGCAGUUAGGCGGGCAAGAACAGUGUCUUUUUAUCCUACUUUUAGUCAUUUUGGCUGGAUGUGUUUUUGCCACAUUCUUUGUUUCUGAAGAAGUGAGAACUGGUGGUGCACAUGUAGAUGUUCCUGGAGAAGUUCCAUCCAGGGUGGUGACCAAUUUACGAGCUUGGCAGCUCUGGAAUUUGCCACUCAGGGCUUGGCGUUUAGCUAUGGCAUUAAAAGGCAUAUGUGCUUUUGUGUCACGAAUUAGGAAGUUUUGUUACCGGGUACCUUUUGCUCUGUGGCGUCUAUUUGUAGCACAACUCUUCUCCUGGAUGGGUCUCAUGACACUUAUUCUCUUUUAUACUGACUUUGUUGGUGAAGGACUUUAUCAUGGUGUGCCCGUGGCAGAGCCAGGGACGGAAGCUAGACUUCGGUAUGAUGAAGGAGUCAGAAUGGGGAGCCUGGGGCUCUUCCUUCAGUCUGUGAUGUCCAUGAUCUUCUCUUUCUCCAUGGACUAUCUCAUAAAAACUUUUGGCACUCGAUAUGUGUACCUUUCUGCUGUUACCUGUCUCCCAUUGGCUGCAACAGUCAUGUGCUUCUCUCAAAGUGUGAUCCUGGUUACUGCAUCUGCAGCCUUGACUGGCUUCCCGUUCUCUGUUCUGCAGAUCCUGCCGUACACUCUGACCUCACUCUACCACAAUAACCGCCAGGUUUUUCUCCCCAAAUACAAGGACAAGUGUGAGAACACAGCAGAAGACAAAGUGAACGAGAAAGAGUGGAAGUCUGGCUUCAUUAAAGAAACGCCGAACGGCACAGCUGUUACACUGCUCAGCUCCCACAACUCCCCGUUGUGCCUUGGUCCUUCUACCAGUGACGGGAGUGCCACUGCAACAGAGCCUGUAGUCGCCAACCAUGGGAUCUGCCUGGAUAUGGCCAUUUUAGAUAGUGCUUUAUUACUGUCACAAGUUGUGCCCUCACUUUUUGUGGGUAUCAUUGUCCAAAUGACUCAGACCGUGACCGCCUACGUUGCUGCAGCUGCACUCUUUGGACUGAUUUCCAUCUAUUUCUCCAAUAAGGUUGUAUUUGAUAAAAGCGAUAUGAUGAAAGUGGAUGCUUUGUAAGCAGUUUCUGCACAAAGUUUGGAGAUAAAUCUGUUUUAAGACACCUUUUUUUUUAUUUAUGAAGUUGCUGGUACUUUUAAUCAAGAAGCUUUGGUGAAUGCUAGAAGUCCACAAUAGACGGAAGGAAAAAAAGUUAAUGGAAUGUUUAUAUUUUACAUUGGAUCCUGACAUUUUAAAAUGUCCGUUAAAUUAUAUGGGUACAUAGAUGUACAUUGUUAAAAGCUGUAUAAUUCAAAUAUAUAUUUUAUGGUUAUACUAUUGAAAGUCUUAAAAAAUAUUCCUAUAUUUUGUUGAAAUGUAAAUAGAAGAGCAAAUAAUUGUAGUAUAGUAAUUGUGAUAUACAAUGCUCUAUUUAUUAUAUAGAAAGUGUGUGUGUGUGUGUGUGUGUGUGUGUGUGUGUGUGUAUGUAUGUGUGUAUAUAUAUAUAUAUAUACACACACACACAGCGGUGCAGAAUCCUUGACACUGGGUGUGAGAGUUAUUUAUCAUACAAUAAGAUUAGAACCACUACUUUUGAAACAUACCUGUUUUUACUAUUACGUAGGUUCUGGCAUCUCCAGCUGGUUCAAUAACGAACAGAGUUUAUUUUUUUUUUGCUAAGUAAAUUAAUUUUAUAUGUGCUUACAUUUUAUGAUGGCUUUUGCUGCUAUAGUAAUUGUCUUUUAUAAAUAUUUUUUUUUUUUUUUGCUGCAAAAUAAAGGCCCCCUUUUAGUUGUGUCUUUUACGUAGGCACUCUUUGGAUUUAUAAUGAAACUUCAGAUGUAAGAUUUGUUCUCCAGCCAAGGCCAGCCAAGCCCUCAACAGCUUACUCCCCCUCAUGGGCUCCCAGUACAUCCUGUUGCCUGCACACUAAGGAAGCUCACCGGGUUGCCCAUGCAGUAAAGGGCCACCCAGUGGGCAUUUGUAAGCAGGGGCCCUGUCGUGAGCUGUUGCAUUUAACAGCACGACCGGGCCCCCUUGCUUUUUGGCAGAAUGGGAGGAAAUGACUACCGUGAGUCACUUCCUCCCAGAGAGAGCCGCGUGGGAGAGACCAGGUAGGCAGAGAUGAGGGGGGCUGAGCCGGAUGGCCACCACUCUGGACACCAGGGAAGCAAUCUUUCAAGAUAGGAAACGGGAAGUAGAUUUAAAAGUGUAAAUUUUGCAUGUGUGUGUCAGUAUGUCUGUCAGUGGGUAUGUCAGUAUGUCUCAGUGUAUGUGUGUGUCUGUCAGUAUAUCUGUUAGUGUGUGUCUGUGUGCCAGAAUGCCUAUCAGCGUAUGUUUGUGUGUGUCAUUAUGUCUGUGUGUGUCUGUGUAUGUCUUUGUGUGUCUGUGAAUAUGUCAAUAUGUCUCUCAGUGAAUAUAUGUGUGUCAUUAUGUCUGUCCGUGUGUGUGUGUGUGUGUAUGUGUCAGUAUGUCUGUCCGUGUAUGUCUUUGUA
This is a messenger RNA of Pelobates fuscus (common spadefoot toad), 3379 nucleotides long. RefSeq names its product solute carrier family 45 member 3 (gene SLC45A3). The coding region runs from base 300 to 1964 and encodes 554 amino acids. The record is from RefSeq and is a predicted model, not a curated record. Gene Ontology annotation, cellular component: membrane. Gene Ontology annotation, molecular function: sucrose:proton symporter activity. The transcript is spliced from 5 exons. Gene Ontology annotation, biological process: transmembrane transport. NCBI's taxonomy places the organism in Eukaryota, Metazoa, Chordata, Amphibia, Anura, Pelobatidae.